Messenger RNA from Bolinopsis microptera, 1750 nucleotides. RefSeq names its product septin-2-like. Gene Ontology annotation, biological process: cytoskeleton-dependent cytokinesis; intracellular protein localization; regulation of exocytosis. NCBI's taxonomy places the organism in Eukaryota, Metazoa, Ctenophora, Tentaculata, Lobata, Bolinopsidae. Gene Ontology annotation, molecular function: GTPase activity; GTP binding; molecular adaptor activity. The coding region runs from base 2 to 1180 and encodes 392 amino acids. Gene Ontology annotation, cellular component: septin complex; septin ring; synaptic vesicle. The transcript has 12 exons. The record is from RefSeq and is a predicted model, not a curated record.
UAUGUCAGAGGGUAAAGAAGGGAGAGGUCGUGUAAGAACUGGGGGAUAUGUCGGGUUCGCUGAUCUUCCAAACCAGGUACACAGAAAAAGUGUGAAAAAGGGAUUCGAGUUUACUCUUAUGGUUGUUGGUGAGAGUGGUCUCGGUAAGAGCACCCUAGUUAACUCUUUGUUCCUAACGGACCUCUACGCUAAAAGAGCUCCUAACAGCGCUAAAGAUCGCAUUAACAAGACAGUGUCCAUCGAGACGAACUGUGUUGAGAUAGAGGAGAAGGGAGUGAGGUUGAGGUUGACUGUUGUAGAUACGCCGGGCUUUGGGGAUGCUUUGAACAACGAUAAGUGCGAGGAAUCUAUCAUUAAAUACGUCGCAAAUCAAUACGAAGCAUAUUUACAAGACGAAAGUGGACUUAACAGAAGAAACAUCGUUGAUAACAGAGUUCAUUGCUGUUUGUAUUUUAUUAGUCCUUACGGUCGAGGGUUGAAACCAAUCGACAUCAAGUUUAUGAGGUCACUCCACGAUAAAGUUAACAUCGUUCCCGUCAUUGCUAAAGCUGAUACCCUCACCAAAACUGAAAUUCGAAGUCUGAAAGCCAGAAUCCUAGAAGAGAUUGAAGAAGCCAGUAUUAGGAUAUAUCAGUUUCCAGAGUGUGACAGCGAUGAAGAUGAGGACUUUGUUGAGAUGAACAAAGAUCUCAAGGAAAGUCUGCCAUUCGCAGUUAUUGGGAGUAACACGUUUAUUGUUAAAGAGGGUAACCGAGUCAUAGGUAGACAGUACCCCUGGGGAGUUGUCGAAGUUGAGAACCCAGAGCACUCAGACUUUGGCAAGUUGAGGAACAUGCUGAUAAGGACUCACAUGCAAGACUUAAAGGAGGUCACACGUGACGUUCAUUACGAAAACUUCCGAUCUCAAAAGCUCAGUUAUAGCGAUCUCGAGGGAUCAAUACUGCAAAAAAAUCCAGCUGCAGCACACAACUUCACUAUACACUCACCAUACUUUACCACUCUUAAUCUUACUACGACUCCCAGUACGAACACCAGUAUAAACGAGAGCACAGGCCCCAAGGUUGUUGACGAAACUGACAAGAUAAUCCGUGAGAAGGAUGAAGAGUUGAAGAGAAUGCAGAGAAUGGUCGAACAGUUGACCAAGCAACAAAAUAUGCUGGCCGCUAUGCAGAAGCAGUAACACCAUUACUCAAUUUAGAGAUUAUAUCAUCCAACUUCUAGUAUAGCUCAUCAAUUGUAUUUUAGAAUUUUCAACAUUUUAUUUUAUGCCAACGCGAGCAGUUGAGCUAAUAAUACCCGCGAAGAAUGUCGUGAUGUUUGUCAAUUUAAAGAUAUAGCGCCUGAAGCUUUAGAUAAAGAUGAUAAACUUUGAAGAAAUGAGUGAUUUGUUAGAAUUUUCGUGGAUGGACUAAAGCUGCACAUUAAUCCCCAUCAUUUGAAGUAUUUUUGAAAUUAUAAAAAUUCAUAACUGACAAUGGCAAUCUAUAAAUAGUAUCUACAAAAAUCAAAUUAAUGUUUUAGUAUCGUUAUUUUGAGAUUUUCCGUUAACCUGCAUGACAAUAUAAUAGUAAGUAGCAUGAACUUUAAUCUUUCCUGAAAUCAAAUAUAAUGUUUUAACCAAGUUGAUGUCAUGCAUGUUCAUUAAGAUAGAUUUUGCGAUGAAUAUGUUAAUUUAAUGCCAAUGUCUUUACGUUAUGGUUUGAGUUCAUUUAUGAGCUGAUUUCCAGGAUAAUCUCGCAUCAGAUAGAAA